AUGGUUCUCCCUCGAUCUGCCAUGCGCGGCUUCUCAGCUGCCCGUCUCUUCCGCUCUUCUGCCCGUCCUGCUGCUCGUGCUGUUGCCAGAAGAGGCUACGCCAGCGGCCACGGUCACUCGGCUCCCAGCAGCGACGNNAUCCUCGGCUCUGCCGGUAUCACCAUUCCUGGUGCUUGGUACCUCUGGCCCGAUUCAUCCAACGGCGAUGCUCACGGUCCCGGUGACGCCCACGCCAAGCACGUCGAGGAGCACCCCGAGGUCGAGCAGCCCGAGGAGGAGUCUGAGGACCAGCCCCAAGAAGAAUCCAACGAUGAGUCCAAGUCUGAGGCUCACGACCCCAAGGACGACGGCGAGUCCAAGGAUGAGGGCGGUGCUCUGAAGGACGGUCAGGGCGAGAAGACCCAGGAGCAGCCUCAGGCCAACAACGAGCCCGCUGUCGGCGAGUCCAAGAGCAAGCCCACCACCGAGGGCAAGAACAUGCCCGAGAGCAAGGGCAAUGUUGAGGGUGUCCAGUUCAAGGGCAAGACCAACCAGGGCGACUCGGACAACGAGAUGCCCGAUGAGCGCAAGCGUGAGCCUGACGGCAAGGGUGGCUUCAAGAAGCGCAUCGACUCUGGCUACGGCAAGAACCUCGGCGAGGGCCCUGAGCACAGAGAUGAUGGCUCCACUAGCGCUGCCACUUCCAAGACCACCUCCACCGGCGGUCAGGGCGACAUCUCUACCAAGCAGUCUGGUCUUUCUACAACACCUACCAGACACUCCACACGUCGUGCANUUGAUUUGGAUCCGGAGAUGUCGAAGAAGGCAAGGCUAGCAUCCUGCCGUCCUCUUGAUGUAAAUACUAACGACAUUACAGNNGGUGAGGGUGCUCCUGACACCGCAAAGUCGCAAGGAACCAUCUCCGUGAACCGUCCCACUCCCGAGCAGCAGAAGGACCAACCCAAGGGCGAGGAGAAGGAUGAUCAGCCUACCGCUGACAAGAAGAAGGAUGGCGAGUAG
Molecule: messenger RNA, 999 nt
Organism: Aureobasidium uvarum
Lineage: Eukaryota; Fungi; Ascomycota; Dothideomycetes; Dothideales; Saccotheciaceae
Source: the annotation of a GenBank genome assembly